AUGGAAAUUCCAGAUUCAAAUGACCCCCUAGGUCAAGUGGAUGGCCUUGAGAGACCAAUUCCAACUCCCAAAGGUUACUUUCUGACCUUUUUGGAGCCGGUAAACAACAUCACUGUGGUCCAGGGGCAAACCGCAAUCCUCCACUGCAAGGUAGCAGGCAAUCCCUUGCCGAAUGUCCGGUGGCUAAAAAACGAUGCUCCAUUGGUUCAGGAGCCAAGGAGGAUCAUCAUAAGGAAAACGGAUUACGGCUCCCGUUUGCGAAUCCAGGACCUCGACACCACCGACACAGGGUACUACCAGUGCGUGGCUUCCAAUGGGAUGAAGACCAUAACGGCGACGGGAGUUUUGUUUGUAAGGCUCGGUCCAACCAACAGCCCGAAUCACAACCUUCAAGAAGAUUACCAUGAAGAUGGGUUCUGUCAGCCAUACCGGGGAAUUGCAUGUGCCCGAAUCAUUGGAAACAGGACUAUAUAUGUGGAUUCCCUCCAGAUGCAGGGGGAAAUUGAAAACCGAAUUACUGCUGCAUUUACCAUGAUAGGCACUUCCACGCAUUUGUCCGACCAGUGCUCGCAGUUUGCCAUACCGUCUUUCUGCCACUUUGUGUUUCCCUUGUGUGACGAGCGUUCCCGAACCCCCAAGCGGCGGGAGCUGUGUAGGGAUGAAUGUGAAGUUUUGGAGAAUGAUCUCUGCCGGCAGGAGUAUAACAUCGCCCGAUCAAACCCCCUCAUUUUGAUGCAGCUGCAGCUGCCCAAGUGUGAGGAUCUCCCGCGACCCGACACCCUAGAGGCUGCCAAUUGCAUAAGAAUUGGAAUCCCAGUGGAGAGACUCAACCGAUAUCACCAGUGCUACAACGGCUCUGGAACAGAUUACAGAGGGACGGUCAGCGUCACCAAAUCUGGGCACACAUGCCAGCUCUGGGACUCGCAGAACCCGCACAUCCACGACCUGAGCAGCGCGAAGUUCCCAGAGCUGGGCGGUGGGCACGCGUAUUGCCGAAAUCCCGGCGGCCAGAUGGACGGGCCCUGGUGUUUUACAAAGAAUAAAAACGUACGCAUGGAACUGUGUGACGUACCUUCUUGUAGCCCACGUGACAACAGCAAAAUGGGAAUCCUCUACAUCCUGGUUCCCAGCAUAGCCAUCCCUUUGGUUAUCGCCUGCCUUUUCUUCUUAGUAUGUAUGUGCAGGAACAAGCAAAAGGCAUCUGCUGCGACACCCCAGCGUCGGCAGCUGAUGGCGUCUCCUAGCCAGGACAUGGAAAUGCCACUUAUCAAUCAGCACAAACAGGCUAAACUUAAAGAAAUCAAUCUGUCUACAGUGCGGUUUAUGGAGGAACUAGGAGAAGAGAGGUUUGGCAAAGUCUACAAGGGGCAUCUCUUUGGGACAGCACCAGGUGAACAGACACAGGCAGUUGCUAUCAAGACACUUAAAGACAAAGCGGAACUAGCUCUUCGUGAAGAAUUCAAACAUGAGGCAAUGAUGAGAUCACGAUUACAGCACCCAAACAUUGUUUGUUUGCUAGGAAUAGUGACGAAGGAACAACCCAUUAGCAUGAUAUUUAGCUAUUGCUCCCACAGUGACCUCCAUGAGUUCUUGGUGAUGAGAUCUCCCCAUUCGGAUGUUGGCAGCACAGAUGACGACAAGACAGUCAAAUCCACUCUGGAACCAGCAGAUUUCUUCCACAUCGUGACUCAGAUAGCUGCAGGAAUGGAAUACCUUUCAAGCCACCAUGUUGUCCACAAAGACUUAGCCACUAGAAAUAUAUUGGUGUUUGAUAAACUUAAUGUGAAAAUAUCUGAUUUAGGCCUUUUCAGGGAAGUGUACGCUGCUGAUUACUAUAAACUGAUGGGAAAUUCCCUUCUUCCUAUCCGAUGGAUGCCCCCUGAGGCUAUUAUGUAUGGCAAGUUUUCUAUUGAUUCGGAUAUCUGGUCAUAUGGAGUUGUGUUAUGGGAAGUUUUCAGCUACGGCCUACAACCCUACUGUGGUUAUUCUAACCAGGAUGUCAUUGAGAUGAUCAGGAAUCGGCAGGUUUUGCCUUGUCCUGACGAAUGCCCCACGUGGAUAUACACUUUGAUGUUGGAGUGUUGGAAUGAAUUCCCCAACAGAAGACCAAGAUUCAAAGAUAUACACAACAGACUAAGAACAUGGGGAAACCUUUCUAAUUACAAUAGCUCAGCACAAACCUCUGGGGCAAGCAACACCACGCAAACAAGCUCUCUCAGCACGAGCCCCGUUAGUAACGUUAGCAAUGCUAGGUACAUUGGACCAAAGCAGAAAACUCAAGCUUACCCUCAACCGCAGUUCAUACAAAUGAAAGGGCAGAUGAGGCCGAUGGUCCCACCUCCUCAGCUUUACAUUCCAGUAAAUGGUUAUCAGCCAAUGCCUGCCUAUGGUGCUUACUUGCCAAAUUUUUACCCUGUCCAGAUUCCAAUGCAAAUGGCUCCUCAGCAGCUGCCUCCGCAGAUCAUUCCGAAACCAGGCUCCCACCACAGUGGGAGCGGAUCAACCAGCACGGGCUACGUAACGACAGCACCCUCCAACGCCUCGAUGGCCGACAGGGCAGCUCUGCUCUCGGAAGGCACAGAUGACACACACAACGGGACGGAAGAUAUUGCCCAGAAUCCCGUCCAGGAGGAGGAGGAAGAGGAGGGCUCAGUGCCAGAAACUGAAUUACUUGGGGAUAAUGACACGCUUCAGAUGGAUGAAGCAGAAAUUCAAUCUGAAGCCUAAGGAGUUCGGCCUUUUUACUGUAAGUUUCACUUCACUUCAGUGCAUGGAGACUAUAGAUCCUUAGACUUAAGAUCAGUGAUUUUGAUCUGACUAAAUGAAAUAAAACCAAAAACCUACACUCAUAUAAAGUGCAGCAAUAGUGAUGUACCAGGUUAUUGACCGUUGUCACCAUCAGUUUGCAAAUAUGAUGGUAUGGAAUUGCUGGGUUUAGUCUAUUUUUACUGUCCUACAGUUCUGGAGGGAAGCUGCUUUUCAAUAACGUACUGUUGCUGUGCAACAUAUUGCAGAGUAGCAUUGCACAUCAUGUAUAUCAUGAUAUGUGAGUGUAAUGUUAGUGAAUUAUGCUUAAACCAGUAACAAGAAAAAAAAAUCAAGCUACAGUUACAGAAUUGCUCUGAGCAUAAAGAAGUACCCUGGAUGUGAUGGACAGAUUAGCAUAUAGUAUUUAUCUCUCUGAUAUAAUGGAGACGAGAUUGUUGUUUGCUUUCUGAGACUGAAAAAAAUAACGAGUUGAGAAUACUGAUCUAUGUUUGUAUUACAAUAGUCAGAAAAGUAGGGAAACUGAACAUCAGAAUUGCUGUGCAGUGUCAGACCAUGGG
Tinamus guttatus (white-throated tinamou) is the source of this 3326-nucleotide messenger RNA. It is a transcript of the gene ROR2, whose product is annotated as ROR family WNT receptor 2. Gene Ontology annotation, molecular function: Wnt-protein binding; ATP binding; transmembrane receptor protein tyrosine kinase activity. Gene Ontology annotation, cellular component: signaling receptor complex; plasma membrane. NCBI's taxonomy places the organism in Eukaryota, Metazoa, Chordata, Aves, Tinamiformes, Tinamidae. Gene Ontology annotation, biological process: protein phosphorylation; positive regulation of kinase activity; cell surface receptor protein tyrosine kinase signaling pathway. The record is from RefSeq and is a predicted model, not a curated record.